AUGACUGACACCCGGCGGAGGGUGAAGGUUUACACGCUAAACGAGGACCGCCAGUGGGAUGAUCGAGGCACAGGGCAUGUGUCCUCCUGCUACGUGGAGAGACUGAAGGGCAUGUCUCUGCUAGUCAGGGCAGAGAGUGAUGGGUCUCUUCUUUUGGAGUCCAAAAUUAACCCGAACACUGCAUACCAGAAGCAACAGGAUACCUUGAUUGUGUGGUCUGAAGCUGAAAAUUAUGAUUUGGCACUUAGCUUUCAAGAAAAAGCAGGAUGUGAUGAAAUAUGGGAAAAAAUAUGUCAGGUUCAAGGCAAAGACCCUUCUGUGGAUAUUACUCAGGACCUCGUGGACGAAUCGGAGGAAGAACGUUUUGAUGAUAUGUCAUCACCAGGCCUAGAAUUGCCAUCCUGUGAAUUAAGUCGCCUGGAAGAAAUUGCAGAACUUGUGGCAUCUUCACUGCCUUCACCGUUACGCCGUGAAAAGCUCGCGCUAGCACUGGAAAAUGAGGGCUAUAUUAAGAAGCUCUUAGAAAUUUUUCACGUGUGCGAAGACUUGGAGAACAUUGAAGGACUACACCACUUAUAUGAAAUUAUCAAGGGAAUUUUCCUUUUGAACAGAACUGCACUUUUUGAAGUCAUGUUUUCCGAGGAAUGUAUAAUGGACGUAAUUGGAUGCCUAGAAUAUGAUCCGUCUUUAUCACAGUCGCGGAAACACAGGGAAUUUCUGACUAAAACGGCAAAAUUUAAAGAGGUGAUUCCUAUAUCUGAUCCAGAGCUGAAGCAAAAAAUACAUCAGACAUACAGAGUACAGUAUAUUCAAGAUAUGGUCCUACCCACUCCCUCAGUUUUUGAGGAAAAUAUGCUAUCAACACUUCAUUCUUUCAUCUUUUUUAAUAAAGUGGAAAUAGUUGGUAUGUUACAGGAAGAUGAAAAAUUUCUGACAGACUUGUUUGCACAACUAACAGAUGAAGCCACAGAUGAGGAGAAAAGACAGGAAUUGGUAAAUUUUCUGAAGGAGUUUUGUGCAUUCUCUCAAACACUGCAACCUCAAAACAGAGAUGCAUUCUUCAAAACCUUGUCAAACAUGGGCAUACUGCCAGCACUAGAAGUCAUAUUGGGUAUGGAUGAUGCACAAGUACGAAGUGCAGCCACUGAUAUAUUCUCAUAUUUGGUUGAAUACAACCCAUCCAUGGUACGAGAGUUUGUCAUGCAGGAAGCGCAGCAGAAUGAUGAUGAUAUAUUACUUAUUAACCUCAUUAUAGAACACAUGAUUUGUGACACAGAUCCAGAACUUGGAGGGGCAGUGCUGCUCAUGGGUUUGCUUCGUACUUUAGUUGAUCCAGAAAAUAUGCUUGCCACUGCCAAUAAAACAGAAAAGACAGAGUUCUUGGGUUUCUUCUACAAACAUUGUAUGCACGUUCUGACAGCCCCUUUGUUGGCCAAUACUACAGAGGACAAGCCUAGCAAAGGCAAUAUCCUAGAUAGGUUUAAUGAUUUUGGUUUUGGUUUUAUUAUAGAUGAUUUUCAGACAGCCCAACUCUUGGCAUUAAUACUGGAAUUGCUGACUUUCUGCGUAGAACACCAUACUUACCACAUCAAGAACUACAUCAUUAACAAAGAUAUCCUGCGAAGGGUGCUCGUUCUCAUGGCCUCAAAGCACGCCUUCUUGGCAUUGUGUGCCCUUCGUUUCAAGAGAAAGAUAAUUGGACUAAAGGAUGAAUUCUACAACCGUUACAUAAUGAAAAGUUUUUUGUUUGAACCUGUGGUCAAAGCAUUUCUAAAUAAUGGUUCCCGUUAUAAUCUGAUGAACUCUGCCAUAAUAGAGAUGUUUGAAUUUAUCAGAGUGGAAGAUAUAAAAUCGUUAACGGCUCAUGUAAUCGAAAAUUACUGGAAGGCACUGGAAGAUGUAGAUUAUGUGCAGACAUUUAAAGGACUCAAACUACGAUUUGAGCAACAAAGGGAAAGACAAGAUAAUCCAAAACUUGACAGCAUGCGCUCCAUUUUGAGAAACCAUAGGUACAGAAGGGAUGCAAGAACUCUGGAGGAUGAGGAGGAAAUGUGGUUUAAUACUGAUGAAGACGAUAUGGAAGAUGGAGAGGCAGUGGUGCCCCCUUCUGACAAAACUAAAAAUGAUGAAGAUAUUAUGGACCCUAUCAGUAAAUUCAUGGAAAGGAAAAAAUUAAAAGAGAGUGAUGAAAAGGAAGUUCUUCUGAAAACUAACCUUUCAGGUCGUCAGAGCCCAAGUUUCAAGCUUUCCUUUUCCAGUGGUACAAAGUCGAACCUUAGCAGCCAGUCCUCUGCGAGCAGUCUGCCCAGCUCCCCGGGCUCCCCCGGCUCCCCAGGCUCCCCUGGGUCUCCAGGAUCAGUUUCUAAAAGCACAUCUCAGAUGGCAGCUAUCACAACGAAGGGAGGCCUCGUUGGGCUCGUAGAUUAUCCUGAUGAUGAUGAAGAGGAUGAUGAAGAUGAAGAUAAGGAGGAAACUUUACCUUUGUCAAAGAAAGCAAAGCUUGAGUCAUCGUAAUGGCAACUGCUGAAGAACGUUACCAGUUGGGGAAAGGAUUUUUUUUCCAAAAACAAAACCAACGCGCAGCAAAGCAGCAAUCUUCUGUGAAUUCCUGUGUGUGACACAGAUCAACCUGUACAAACAGAUUUCUGCCAAUCAAGUGCCAAUUCAGAGGAGCAGAAGAAGGGGAAAUACUUCAUUUCGGGGAAAGACUGACGCCUUUGAGCUCUCCAGCUUGGACCACACAUUGCCCUUUUCUCAGGGAAGGAAAUGGAAAAAACAAACAAAAAAAGCCAACAGGGCAGGAGUUUUGUCAGUGGAACUCUGGAUUGGCUGCUCAGUUGCUACAAUCAGAAUAUGCUUUCUUGGACCAUAUAUGAGACUUCUGAAGAAAAGGCGGUUUUUGCCAUAAUUCUUCACUAGUUAAGAAUGCCAGCAGUUUCUUUGUAUAAAAGAGACCUGCCUUUGAAAUCGUACAUUCUGAACAUUUUAGUCAAGCUACAACAGGUUUUAAAAACCUCUGUGGGGGAGGGCCGAAUAUAAAGUUUCCUCUUUUUUUUUGUUGUUUUUUUUUUUAAAUCUGUUCCCUUUGCCCUUUAAACUGCAGCGUUUUCUUUUGGAGGUGGGGGAUUCGUUUGUCCCUUCUUGAUUAAAGAUUGAGUGGAAUUC
Molecule: messenger RNA, 3165 nt
Organism: Mesitornis unicolor (brown roatelo)
Lineage: Eukaryota; Metazoa; Chordata; Aves; Mesitornithiformes; Mesitornithidae
Gene: PPP4R3A
Product: SMEK homolog 1, suppressor of mek1 (Dictyostelium)
Exons: 15
Coding region: 1-2514 (837 amino acids)
Biological process (GO): protein dephosphorylation; DNA damage response
Cellular component (GO): protein phosphatase 4 complex; nucleoplasm
Molecular function (GO): protein phosphatase activator activity
Source: RefSeq, a predicted model, not a curated record